AUGCGAAAGGAGGAAGAGUUAGGAUUGGGGGGGAAAUUUUGGAUGGAUGUAGGAGAAGGGGGGAGGAAGAAGAGGAGUGGAACUGAAGAGGCGGCGUCGGAAUCCGACUGCAGCCUUAUAACCGUCGAGAGCAGGCCCAGAUCGGGCUCAGGCUCGUCGGCGGUGUUUUCAGUGUCCGGUAUGACAGGAGUUAAGCGCCCACGCCUCAGUGAGGGCGAUGAUAUGUCGACUGACGAGGAAAGGCCGGGGACACCAGUCCCUGUAAGAGGUAGAGGGCGUCCACCUACCCAUGGGCGUUAUGUCGGCAUUGGCAAGGCCAGGGAGGCCCUUAAUUUGGAGAAAAGAGCCGAGGUGAAAGCCCAGGCCAAACAAAAGGCGGAGAAUGACCUCCUCAAGGAGGCUGCUGUCGCCCGUUUCCGGCGGGAGACGCGUAAAGAAGAGCUACCAGUUGGGCAGCGCGUGGACGAGAAGACCGCAGCCCGGCUGCAGGACCAGGUCUGGGAAGACUUGGACCUCAUCAGAAAGGUGGCUACUAAGUCUGCCCACUUGAAGGGCACCUUCGUGCGUGACCUGAAAGACGCUGCGGCUUCCAUCAAGGAGACAGUAGAAGUUCUCGGGUCGCGCACCGUUUCGGAUGAGACGCGGCGACUGCAGGCGGACAACACACGCCUGCAAGCCGAGAUGGUCGGAGGAAUGUUGAAUGCCCGCCUGGAGUCACUAGAGGACAGACUCCUUCCGGAGAGGAACCUCCGGCCGCCUUUGGCGACCGACAAAAGGCGAGACGGGCGCACAUAUGCUGCUGCGGCUUCGGGAUCUCCAUCUCCAGGCACCGCAAAACCGCCUACUGAAAGCGCACCUAAGGGACCCGCCCGAUCUGGACACAGCGGGCACGCAGGACAGGCGCCCUCGGUACCACCUCAGCGCCCCGCUGGAUCCACGUCGAGUCAGACACGAUCGCGGAGGGCACCAGACCCUUCUGCUUCCUCUUCUACCCCCCCUUCCGCGGGGAAGAAGAGAAAGAAGAAGAAUAAACGGAGAAAGAAAGGGGGUCAGGAGUCCGGCCCACACCAGGGAAAGAGCCAGUCAACGGAAUGGACGAAGGUGGGUCCUAAGACACGGCCUGAAGUAAAAAGUCGCGCCAGCAAACUCCGCACACCUCGGUCAUCAGCAGUAGUAUUGACGCUGCAACCGGGGGCGGAAGAAAGAGGCGCGACUUAUGCAAAAGUCAUUGCCGCUGCGAAAGCGAAUAUAAACGCAGCAGACAUUGGUGCUCAAGGAGUCAGACUUCGUAAGGCGGCGACAGGAGGCCGCCUGUUCGAAUUCCCUGGGGCCUCCAGUGCUGAGAAGGCGGACUCCUUGGCUAAAAAGCUCAGAGAGGUCUUGGGUGACGAGGUCGUUCGGAUAUCUAGGCCUUCGAAGUCUGUUGACCUGCGGAUCACAGGCCUGGACGACUCCAUCACCAGCGCCGAGGUUAUCGCUGCGGUGGCAACGGUAGGAGGAUGUCCCGUCGAGCAAGUGCGGGCUGGCGAAGUUGUUUGUGGCUACGACGGGCUAGGGGCAGUGUUAGUGCACUGUCCCGUUGCAGCUGCCAAGAAGGUGGUAGCAGGAGGAAGGCUCCUCGUGGGAUGGGUGUCUGCGCAAGUGAAGUUGCUGGACGCCCGGCCCUUGAUGUGCUAUCGGUCAUAA
Molecule: messenger RNA, 1686 nt
Organism: Pararge aegeria (speckled wood butterfly)
Lineage: Eukaryota; Metazoa; Arthropoda; Insecta; Lepidoptera; Nymphalidae
Exons: 3
Coding region: 1-1686 (561 amino acids)
Source: RefSeq, a predicted model, not a curated record